GAGCGUUGAGACAGUAAUUGUCUUCGUGACUAUUCGCAAUCCACUAUCAGAUUGAUCCAAACUCGGCAGCUUUCUGAGCGAUUAUUCGAGGCUGAAAUUGUUGCUACACACAUCAUCUGUGCACGAGUUAAGGAUGUACGCAUAUUUGCCGAUUUGUAAUUGACAGAUGAAACCCGUGAACGUUUCGUCCGUUCGCUGAAACAUAUGACAAACCGAAAAUAGGGCACAUAAGGCCAACCGAUUAACUGAUUAACGAAGACGCAAAAUUGAUCCAGAUCGAAGUCAUGAGUCAAGACGUAACAAGAAUUCCAUGGUAUGAACUUUUUUAAAGACUGCUUGAGAGGGUAGCUCAGAUUACCUUCCAAACCAGAGGAAUAAAACAGUCGAAUUCAUGGAAUGAUUUACCACGAUGAUUAAAGGCAGAAAUCUGGUACGAGAGAUGAUAUAAAAACUGACGGUGGACUUUUGUUGAUGAGGAAAGGGUACCGGCGGUUUACACUCAACACAAACGCUGUGAUUUUGAAAAGGACAGUGAUUGUGUUACAUUUAAAAAAUCGCAUAGCGGUUUUUGAAGCACAACACUUUAAAUCCAAGAAGAACCGUCUGCAUUUUGAAUAACGUAUUUCGGAGAACAUAUCAUGUGCGUUGUUUAUCCGCCAGUUUUGACACUAAUUAAUUCCGAGAGAUAAUUCGCACACCUGUGAUGCUGACUGAUAAUUAGUGAUUUUCGUUACCACCGGCCAGUUCGUGUUACAUGCCACUGCGCUUUGGUUGUAUGGAUAUGAUUCAAUUGCAUCUAAUGAAAUCUAAAGUUCAACAGGCAAAAACUAUUGAUCACUAAGUACUUUUACGUGCACGCAAUUAAUAUGAACUAUAGCACCGAACAUCUGCGAUUUACCGAGUGUUUAUUUCAAUCGCCUAAAUUGAAGUGAUCCACUAUUGUCUGCGACGCUCACGCCUGUUUCGAAACAUUUACCAUGUCGGUUCUCAGUAGCACGUCAACAUCAUUCACACCUCUUCCGCCUAUUUCCGGAAAUGCGUCGACGUCACCGGAUUGUCUUUCGCGAGGAAUAAAGAAGAGACUUUGCCUCUCGGACCGAAUACUAUUCGCAAAGGCUCGUCUGAAUCGCGUCUCGCAGCGUAAGAAACUCUUGAUCACAGACGUCCAUGAGGACCGUUUCCCGGAAAAUGCGAGUCUUUCCCAUGACGAGAUGCUUAUGGAAGCAGCAAAGGCCGGUAAGGAUACCAAGGUUAAAUCUCUUAUUGCUGAAGGCUGUUCGGUGAACUCCGUGGACGAUCAAGGACGCUCGGCGCUACACUGGGCCUCGGAGUACGGGUACAUGCGGGUCGUGUACACGCUAGUAGACGCUGGCUGGGAUGUCAACCUGCUGGACAACAAGCGACACUCGCCUCUGCAUGUCGCCUGUGACCACCGCAACGGCAAUGUGGCGGCAUGCCUUAUCUCAAAUGGAUCUCGAAUACGUACCGUCGAUCUGAAUGGCUGCACACCGCUGCAUCGCGCAAUACACACAAACCUAGAAACAAUCGCUUGCAUGUUGUGCAACCUCGGGGCGGAGGUGAACGCUAAAACAAAAACAGGUUGGACGCCUCUGCACGAGGCUGCGCGAGUGGGUAACGAAUAUGUUGUUCGUAAACUGAUCAAAGAUGGUGCUAACGUCAACGCGGUAUCAGAACAGAACGGAACGCCGUUUUUAACCGCCGUUUUCUACUACAGAAUUUCGCACCGUGCUUCCUACACGUGCCUGGAGCCCAUACUCGGUCAGCUCAUAGAGAAAGGCUGCCAGCUGAGUUUAACGGACGGCCAGUGGUCUCCCCUGAUGUCCGCCAUCUCUGUGUCCAACAGCCGAAUCGCCGGCAAACUCAUCUUCCACGGCUGCUUACUUCCGGAAGCUCAAGGGUACGGACGCAGCCUUCUAGUGGACGCGUUCACCAAGUGUGACGACUUCGUGGUGAAGCUGCUAGUCAUGGCCGGAUACAGAGUGACGCCAGAAGAGGUCGAACUGUGCUCAAAAAGAAUCCCCACGUUUUCGUUAUCCUUCCUCAAACUAGCGUUUCAAGGAUACAAUACAAGAGGAAGACACGAAAUUGAAAUCCUGAAAUUCCUCCGAGAACGCGCACAGCAGCCAUUUUCGUUACAAGAACUCUGCCGGAAGUCAAUCAGGAUUGGCCUCAACCGAGCGUCAGGUGACUGUUCUAUGUUAGGCCGCAUUCCGCUCUUGCCUUUGCCAACAUGCUUGAAGCAUUUCAUCUCCUUGCGAGACUACGCCAUAAGUUUCGUGUAAACACAAGUCCCAAGAUGAACAUUGUUAGAUGAUUGAUGGCAGUGAUAUAAAGCAUAUUCAUUCACGCGUUUGCUGUUGUUUUAUUUUGGGCUCAAAGCCACUUUAAUAAAACAAAAGAUUCAGUCAAUGAGGUAAGACAUGAAACCGCCAACCGGGAAGUAGAUCACAUUUUGCAAACUGGUGACAUGAUUGGAGUAUAAUGUGUAUUUAAUUGUAUUAAAAAUGCCAGGUCUCUUAACUGUGGGCCUCGCUAUGGGAAAAGCGGGCUUUAUGCACGGGUGUGAAAUCUUUGAUAGCCCUGUGUCGUCCGCACUAUUAAUCAGGAUCACUACUUUACGCUUUAUGAUAUUUAGGAAGUUUCAGCCCUGAUAACCAUUUCGAGCAUACGUUACACUCUUUUUGUUAGAGCGGAGAUCAUAUAUAAAUUUACUUUUUAUACUUAUGUAGCCGAUUCAAGCACAUAUUAGGCAUUGUAUCAUUUAUUUUUGUAUGUCUUUACUACGAAAAAUAUGCAAAACAACUUACAUAUUGGGUAUUUCCCUAGUUAUCUGUUCGGUCAUCUUAUUGAUAGGACAAAUCAAAACGUUUUGAUAUACAUAAUUAAAUAAUUGUUUUACACAAUUAAGCAACAUUCUUUUUAAGGGAAUAUUUUUUUUUUAAUUGUCAUUUACAAAUCAUAUUUAGCAAAUUUGAUACUUUUUAACCAGAAUUAUAUGUUUACAAGCAAAAUCUAAUGCGCUUUUUGACAUACAAACAUAUUUAUUUUACAAAUAUAUAUAAAUAACUCAAAUAUAAUCAGAUAUAUAUUUCAAAAUUUCCAAUAUAUUGGGGUGGCCGAAUCUUAAGGAAUGGAUGCAACUAUUUGAACGUAAGACACAACUCGAAUGAUUAUGUAUAAUAAAAACGGAUUCGUUCAGUAUGGUAUAUAUCAUAGCCUGAUUAAUAUUUUUGAUCGCUGUUUUGAUGCCUGAAACUGGACACAAGUCAUGUAAAUGUAUUGAGUGGAAAAAUGAAACGGUAUAAUUUAACAUGCAUCACAUUCAUAACAAGGGCUGUUUGUAAAACAUGCAUGCCCCCAAUAUGGGCUCUCCAUUGUAGUGACAGCCAUGGUGUGAAUAUGUUUUUUGUCACUAUGACCUUGACCUUUGACCUGAAAAUCAAUAGGGUUCAUCUGUGAGUCAUGAUCAAUCUACCUAUCAAGUUUCCUGAUCCUAGGCAUAAGCGUUCUUCAGCUAUCAUCCGGAAACCAUUUUACCGUUUCGGGUCACCGUGACCUUGAACUUUGACCUAGUGACCUGAAAAUCAAUAUGGGUCAUCUGCCAGUCAUGAUCAAUGUACAUAUAAAGUUUCGUGAUCCUAGGCAUAAGCGUUCUUGAGUUAUCAUCCGGAAACCAUUUUACCAUUUCAGGUCACCAUGACCUUGACCUUUGACUUAGUGACCUCAAAAUCAAUAGGGGUCAUUUGCGAGUCAUGAUCAAUGUACCUAUGAAGUUUCAUGUACGUAGCCAUAAGCGUUCUUGAGUUAUCAUCCGGAAACCAUUUUACUAUUUCGGGUCAUCGUGACCUUGACCUUUGAUAUAGUGACCUGAGAAUCAAUAGGGGUCAUCUGCGAGUCAUGAUCAAUCUACCUAUCAAGUUUCAUGAUCCUAGGCAUAAGCAUUCUUGAGUUAUCGUCCGGAAACCACUUUACUAUUUAGGGUCAACGUGACCUUGACCUUUGACCUAGUGACCUCAAAAUCAAUAGGGGUCAUCUGCGAGUUAUGAUCAAUGUUCCUAUUAAGUUUCAUGAUCCUAGGCCCAAGCGUUCUUGAGUUAUCAUCCGGAAACCACCUGGUGGACGGACCGACAGACCGACAUGUGCAAAACAAUAUAGCCCCUCUUCUUCGAAGGGGGGAAUAAUUAAUGUAAGAGUUGAAACCAUUUAGUCUGUUUUAGUGUUAACCGGUUUUGCAUAUUUUUUAAGUAUGCCAUUGUCAUAUGCCACCCAUGAAGCUGCAGUACUAUAUGUGUAGUGUAAUAUUAUUAUUUAUUAUAAGUUAAAUGUUAUAUUUGAAGUGCAUCCAGCCAUUUAUAACCUGUAAUAAUUAUGUGCCAAGUAUUCAACUAUCAUAGUACACGUAGUACUAAUAAAGCUUUUUUACAUCCA
Molecule: messenger RNA, 4449 nt
Organism: Dreissena polymorpha
Lineage: Eukaryota; Metazoa; Mollusca; Bivalvia; Myida; Dreissenidae
Product: ankyrin-1-like
Exons: 3
Coding region: 978-2303 (441 amino acids)
Biological process (GO): intracellular signal transduction
Cellular component (GO): cytoplasm
Molecular function (GO): protein binding
Source: RefSeq, a predicted model, not a curated record